AUGUCUGCGGAGGCGGAAAAGUUCUUUCUCUUUGAGACCAACACUGGGCCCACCCCGGCCCCCGAGCAGCAGGCACGCAGUGGUCUCUUUCACCUCCCGCACGGCCCGCUGCGAACGCCGAUAUUUAUGCCGGUGGCCACGCAGGCCGCAUUAAAAGGCGUAACGGUGGAGCAGCUGGAGUCAUUGGAUGUGGAGAUUAUUCUCGGCAACACGUAUCAUUUGGGCCUGAGACCAGGGGAGGCGAUUCUGAAUGAGAUUACACGACGAAAGAAUAUACAACAAGAGGAGGCACUGGAUCAAAAUAAUGGAGAAGAAAAAGAUGGAAAGAUAUCCUCAAGGAUUCGAAAUAAUAUGGAUGGUAUUCACUUUCUACAAGGGUGGAAACGGAAUAUACUUACCGACAGUGGUGGAUUUCAAAUGGUGAGUUUACUACGGCUCGCUAAAAUCACUGAGGAAGGAGUACGUUUUCAAUCUACACAUGGAGGUAGUGGGGGUAAUUCUCAUGCUGUUGAUGAUAAUAAGAAUAGUGAUACUCCAAUCACAGAAGCUGUUAUGAAUGAAGAUGGGGAAUAUGCACUUCUUUUACGUCCAGAAGAUAGUAUUCGAAUUCAAAAUGCUAUUGGUGGAGAUAUUAUGAUGCAGUUGGAUGAUGUUGUUCAUGUAUUAACAACAGGGCCUCGUGUGAGGGAAGCUUCAGAACGUUCUGUUCGAUGGUUAGAUCGUUGUCUAUCUGCUAAUAAAAAUCCUGAGAAACAAGGUAUAUUUGGAAUUAUACAAGGAGGUCUUGAUCCAGUUUUACGAGCAGAAUGUCUUUCAGAAAUGAUAAAACGAACAGCGUGUAAAGGAUUUGCUAUUGGUGGAUUAAGUGGUGGUGAGGCAAAGGAUGAUUUUUGGCGAAUUGUUGCUCAAUGUUGUAAGGCAUUACCAAAGGAUAAACCCCGUUAUUGUAUGGGUGUUGGAUACCCAGAAGAUAUUAUUGUUUGCAUCGCACUUGGAGUAGAUAUGUUUGACUGUGUUUACGCUUGUCGUACAGCCAGAUUUGGUUCUGCAUUAACAUCAAUUGGAAAACUUCAACUUUCUAAGAAAACUUAUGCAAAUGAUAUGGGACCAUUAGAUCCUGCUUGUAAUUGUUCAACAUGCAAGACUUUUUCCCGUGCAUAUUUACAUCUUGUCGCUACCAAAGAAACUAUUGGUUCUACACUUCUUUCCUAUCAUAAUUUGGCUUAUCUCAUUAACUUAACACGUGGGGCGAGAACGGCUAUUGAGGAGGGAACCUUCACAGAAUACGUACAGAAAUUUUUUGUAUCGUACUUCCCUAAAAAAGAUUAUCCAUCGUGGACGGUGGAUGCGCUACGUUCAGUAGGCAUUGAACUUAUUUACUAA
Molecule: messenger RNA, 1383 nt
Organism: Trypanosoma theileri
Lineage: Eukaryota; Euglenozoa; Kinetoplastea; Trypanosomatida; Trypanosomatidae
Product: putative queuine tRNA-ribosyltransferase
Exons: 1
Coding region: 1-1383 (460 amino acids)
Cellular component (GO): cytosol
Molecular function (GO): tRNA-guanosine(34) queuine transglycosylase activity
Source: RefSeq, a predicted model, not a curated record